AUGGAACCAUCUACUGACAUGAACGAAUUCCGCUAUUUGCUCCGUACCUCCAAGAACAUCGUUGCAGUCGCAGGCGCUGGUCUCUCCGCUGCCUCGGGCAUCCCCACCUUUAGAGGUUCCGGCGGAAUGUGGAGAAAAUAUAAUGCUGUCGAGCUUGCUACUCCUGAGGGAUUUAGCGACAAUCCCUCACUCGUUUGGCAGUUCUACCACUACCGUCGGGAAGUUGCACUCAAAGCAGCGCCCAAUAAUGCACAUAGAGCUCUAUCUCUCUUUUCUUUGCCCUCAAUCCGUAACCAGAUAGCACCCUCUUCUACCUUUACACUUGUGACCCAGAAUGUCGACGGCCUCAGUCCCAGAUCAGACAAGGAAAUAUCGGAAAUCUACCCUGAGGCUUUAGAUCAGCCGCAACAGGUGCAGCCUCGACUGAUUGAAAUGCAUGGCAGGCUGUUCGACGUCCUUUGCACUGACGAAAAUUGUAGACAUAUCGAGUUCAACACCAAAUCUCCUAUAUGUGAGAGUUUGGCUGGGACUGAAAUUUUGGUCGAAAAGAACACACUGGAUCCUGAUAUCGAUAUACAGAGCUUACCUCGCUGUUCCCAGUGCGGCAGUCUUGCCCGACCGGGAGUUGUCUGGUUUGACGAGGUGCCGCACCACAUGGAUGUCAUAGACAAUAUUAUUGAACAGGCAGAUCUAUGCAUAGUGGUUGGCACCUCAUCCACUGUCUAUCCUGCCGCUGGAUAUGCAGACAUUGUUCAGGAUAACGGGGGAAACGUAGCCGUCUUCAACUUAGAACGCAGUCAAAAUGAUGAAAAUGCAGACUUUCUUUUCUUGGGACCUUGCGAAGAGACGCUCUUGGAUGCCUUUUCUUUGGUUGUAUCACAAGACGGAAAACUGGCAGUCCAAGGUUCAUCCAUUAGUAAUUGA
Messenger RNA from Psilocybe cubensis, 924 nucleotides. RefSeq lists its product as uncharacterized. The record is from RefSeq and is a predicted model, not a curated record. NCBI's taxonomy places the organism in Eukaryota, Fungi, Basidiomycota, Agaricomycetes, Agaricales, Agrocybaceae. Gene Ontology annotation, molecular function: protein-succinyllysine desuccinylase activity; NAD+ binding; protein-malonyllysine demalonylase activity. Bases 1 to 924 code for a protein of 307 amino acids. The transcript is spliced from 4 exons.